Molecule: messenger RNA, 2206 nt
Organism: Lutzomyia longipalpis
Lineage: Eukaryota; Metazoa; Arthropoda; Insecta; Diptera; Psychodidae
Product: sphingomyelin phosphodiesterase-like
Exons: 4
Coding region: 241-2124 (627 amino acids)
Biological process (GO): sphingomyelin catabolic process; ceramide biosynthetic process
Cellular component (GO): lysosome
Molecular function (GO): acid sphingomyelin phosphodiesterase activity
Source: RefSeq, a predicted model, not a curated record
AGUGUAAAGUGAUCCUAUGUAUUUGAAGAAUGCUUACCUCCUAAAUCUUUUUUAUUAUUAUCAUUAUCAAGUUUCACGAUUGAACGGUAUCACCACUUACACAGAAGAUCAUAUAUAACGAUAAGCACCUGUUUAAAAGACGGCGGAGCAGCACGUUCUUGGCGUAGUGUUUCGGAGAUCAUCGAAGAAAGUGCCUCAGUGAUUUUUUUUGGGAAUAGUGUGAGAAUUUGUGCUUCCAAGAUGAGGUGGCUCUUAAUGAUUUGCCUCUUUGUGGCAUAUUUUGCCAAUUCGCAUCAAUUUUUUCCACAAAUUAAGAAAACAGAAGCCGAAUUGAGAAGGGAUAUGGCUGAUCUCCUAAUACGUGAACUUGAGGAACAUCGUAAGACGGGAAUUGAAACGCCCAUCAUGAAAACUCUCCUGAAGGCUUUUGAGGUGCCCAAAGAAUUGUUGAAAUUCGAAGGACCCGAAGUGCCCAUCCCCCGUGAUGAUGCAAUGUGCGCCCUGUGUAGUUCCGUAUUUGGGAACUUUAUCGAUCGUCGUCGUAUUGAGGGACAAUCGAGGGAUGAGAUUGCAGCAUUUGCAAAGGAAUUCUGUGCUGCUCUCCAGAUUUUCCCACCACGCGUCUGUGAUGGAGCUGUGGAGCUCAAUGCGGACAUUGUUGUUCACAUAAUCGACAAUCGCCCACAGAUCGAUGAGAGCCAUCUCUGUGCCUUUGUCUUCCAAAACCUCAAUUGCCCAGCAGAUAUGUCAGGCUUCGAGUGGUCCAUCAAUAUUGAUCCCAACAAGCCUCCUCUAACAGGAGACAAGGAUCAGUCGGUGCCAAAUUCACCAAAUGACAUUAAAAUUGUUCAAGUGUCUGAUCCCCACUACGAUCCCAACUACCAAGAAGGAACCAGUGCUGUAUGUGGUGAGCCAGUCUGUUGCAGAUCAGAUCAACCUCUACCACCAGGAUCUCCUGCAAGUGAUGCUGCUGGCUACUGGGGUGAUCUUCGUGACUGCGACAGUCCCUUCCGUGCUGUACAAAAUGCCUUCCAACAUAUCAGAUCUCAGCACCAGAACAUCGAUUAUGUCUACUUUACUGGAGAUAUCGUUGAUCACGGUAUCUGGGCAACAUCGUUCGAUUGGAAUAAAAAUAGCAUUAGGCGCGUUCAUACUGCUUUGCGUGAGAACUUCGGAGGACUUCCUGUAUAUCCGGUUAUCGGGAAUCACGAAGCACAUCCUACAAAUGUUUUCGCUCCUAGCUCAAUAAAUGAUCCUCAGCUCUCUACGCAGUGGCUGUAUGAUUUCCUAGCAGAUGAAUGGUCAUAUUGGCUGCCAGCUUCAGCUCUGGCAACUGUGCGUCAAGGUGGCUACUAUACUGUUCAAGUUCGACCUGACUUACGCAUCAUUGCAAUCAACAACAACGAUUGCUACACUUUCAACUUCUGGCUCCUGUAUGAUCCACAGUACCCACGCUACCAACUCCAGUGGCUGCAUGAUACACUUCUUGAGGCUGAAAGGGCUGGGCAGAAGGUUCACCUCCUUGGGCAUGUACCAUCAGGCGGUGGAAGCUGCCAUCGCGUGUACUCUCGUGAAUAUGCUAAACUUGUUGAGCGAUUCUGGAAUACAAUUAGUGCGCAGUUUAUGGGACACACCCAUGCCGAUCAAUUUACAGUCUUCUACGCACAAUCCAAUCCCUAUCAGGCGGUCAAUGUUCAAUGGAAUGGUGGCAGUACCACGGCGUUCAGCGAUGUGAAUCCAAACUACAAAGUCUACCUUGCUGAUCCUCAGACGUACCAAAUUAAUGGACAAGAAACAUGGAUCUACAACCUCACACAAGCCAAUCUUACCCCACAACUCUACCCAAGUUGGUUUAAGGAAUACGAUUUUGAACAGGAGUAUGGAAUUUCGAAUUUGAGUCCUGCUACUCUGAACAGUCUAGCUGGGAGAAUGGCUGAAAAUCGUCAGUUGUUGCACAGGUACUGGGAAUUGACAUCGUCCAUGGGAGAUACUUCCUUGGCCAAUGGAUGCGAUGACAACUGCCUUUCCAACACACUCUGCCAAAUUGCCCAGAAUAUUCAUGGUGAUAGCCCACGCUGUGAUCAGCUUCGAAUUAUUUUCUGGGCAUCACGCAACAAGGCGUAAAGUGUGGCGAAAAGAUGAAUGUAACUUACACACAUAAAGACUUCCAAAAGAUUAAUCAAUAAAAACAUGAGUACAUAAUGUA